AUGGAUUGGCAAAGUAAAAACUGCUCUUGGAUUCUGGCUAGUGUGUUCAAGUGCAGGGACAGAAUUAAGGGAACCAAUACUUGGGGAUCUGCUCUGACCAAUGGCAAAUACAACACAGUUGAGAUUUAUAAUGAUCUUCGUGGAAAUAGAGAGCAUGUUACUUGGAAGUAUGUGUUGCAUCGAAAUUUUGCUAAACCUCUGGCCAAGUUUAUUUUGUGGUUGAGCCUACUGGAUCGAUUAAGUAUCAAGGAUAGAUUGUUGAAGCAUGGAAGCAAUGUUGAUGCUGGCUGUAUUUUUUGCAGGGACAUGGAGACUCUUCAUCACCUAUUCUUUGAAUGUCAAACAACUAACCUAAUUUGGCGCUCAGUUCUCCACCAUAUUGGGUACAACAGGAACCCCAGAGGUUGGUCACAAGAGAAGAUUUGGCUUAACAGUGAAACUAGAAAGAAAGGGUGGCAUAGAGACUUGCUAAAGAUUGCAAUUGCAGAGUGUGUGUAUGGUAUUUGGCGACAUCGCAAUGGUGUAAUUUUUAGCCAGACUCGUGGAUCCUUAUAUUUGGAAGGCAAUAGUUCAUGA
This is a messenger RNA of Vicia villosa (hairy vetch), 576 nucleotides long. RefSeq lists its product as uncharacterized. The record is from RefSeq and is a predicted model, not a curated record. Bases 1 to 576 code for a protein of 191 amino acids. The transcript has a single exon. NCBI's taxonomy places the organism in Eukaryota, Viridiplantae, Streptophyta, Magnoliopsida, Fabales, Fabaceae.